Messenger RNA from Phacochoerus africanus (Common warthog), 1191 nucleotides. RefSeq names its product gap junction protein alpha 3 (gene GJA3). Bases 1 to 1191 code for a protein of 396 amino acids. Lineage: Eukaryota; Metazoa; Chordata; Mammalia; Artiodactyla; Suidae. The record is from RefSeq and is a predicted model, not a curated record. Gene Ontology annotation, biological process: cell communication. Gene Ontology annotation, cellular component: connexin complex. The transcript has a single exon.
AUGGGCGACUGGAGCUUCCUGGGGAGACUCCUCGAGAACGCGCAGGAGCACUCCACCGUCGUCGGCAAGGUCUGGCUGACCGUGCUGUUCAUCUUCAGGAUCCUGGUGCUGGGGGCCGCGGCCGAGGAGGUGUGGGGCGACGAGCAGUCGGACUUCACGUGCAACACGCAGCAGCCCGGCUGCGAGAACGUGUGCUACGACCGCGCCUUCCCCAUCUCGCACAUCCGCUUCUGGGUGCUGCAGAUCAUCUUCGUGUCCACGCCCACGCUCAUCUACCUGGGCCACGUGCUGCACCUGGUGCGCAUGGAGGAGAAGCAGCGCGAGCGGGACGCGGCGCCGCCGCCGCAGGCCGACGGCGCCAGCGCGCCGCCCGGGAAGGACCGGCCGCCGGUGCGCGACGACCAGGGCAAGGUCCGCAUGGCCGGGGCGCUGCUGCGCACCUACGUCUUCAACAUCAUCUUCAAGACGCUCUUCGAGGUGGGCUUCAUCGCCGGCCAGUACUUCCUGUACGGCUUUGAGCUGAAGCCGCUGUACCGCUGCGACCGGUGGCCCUGCCCCAACACGGUGGACUGCUUCAUCUCGCGGCCCACCGAGAAGACCGUCUUCGUCCUCUUCAUGCUGGCGGUGGCCUGCCUGUCCCUGCUGCUCAACGUGCUGGAGAUCUACCACCUGGGCUGGAAGAAGCUCAAGCAGGGCGUGGCCGGCCCCUCGCGCGCCGACAGCCCCGCGCCCGCCGGCGCCGCCCCGCCCGCCGUGGCCAUCGGGGUCCCGCCCUGCUACGCGCCCUCGGCCGCAGCCGCCGCCGCCGCGGGCCGCCCCGAGCCCGCUCCCCCCGCGGCCGACGGCGCGCUGCCCGGCGCGCGGCCCGAGACCCACGGCGGCGCCUGCGCCCCGCCCCCGCUCCCGAGCGAGCCGAAGCGGGGCGGCCCGGAGGCCGAGGCCCCGCAGCCGCGGCGGCAGCAGCCGCAGCAGCAGCAGCAGCGGCAGACUUGGGCCGGGAGCGCCGCCCCGCCCGCGGCCCCGCCGGGCGGCCCCGGGCAGCCCCCUGCGGAGGGCGGCGGCGGCGGCGGGGCGCCCGAGACGGCCGCGGAGCUGCACGCGGCCCCCGGGGCCCGCGCGGAUCCCGGCCGGUCGAGCAAGGCCAGUAAGUCCGGCGGCGGUCGGGCCCGAGCCAGUGACUUGGCCGUCUAG